Molecule: messenger RNA, 1171 nt
Organism: Olea europaea var. sylvestris
Lineage: Eukaryota; Viridiplantae; Streptophyta; Magnoliopsida; Lamiales; Oleaceae
Product: hevamine-A-like
Exons: 1
Coding region: 234-1139 (301 amino acids)
Biological process (GO): carbohydrate metabolic process
Cellular component (GO): extracellular region
Molecular function (GO): chitinase activity
Source: RefSeq, a predicted model, not a curated record
AGUAUGUCUUAGAUACUACGAGCUUAAUUAUUUUAGAUUUGUUAACAAAUCUUGGAAUCAACCAGAGCGAAAUGAUUAAGAUUGAAGAAUGAUUCAUGGAGUCGAUAUAAAAUUUAUCAAGAAUAGUCAAACAUGUUAUAAACAAAACUCAAAUAUGAAACAAAGAAUACCAUUUCCUUUGAAGAAUUCUAUAAAAAUAAAAACGCAAUAGCAAACGCCAUUGAAAACCAAAAAUGGCAAGAAAAUAUAAUUUCAUAACUCUAUUCCUCUUCAUCUUAUUUCAAUCUGUUUUCGAAACCUCCCACAGCCAAGGCGGUGGAGGAAUCGCCGUCUACUGGGGCCAAAAUGGCAACGAGGACACCUUAGCUGAAACCUGCGCCACCAGCAAAUUCUCCUUUGUCAAUAUAGCCUUCCUCAACAAAUUCGAAAAUGGCCAAACCCCUGAAAUCAAUCUCGCAGGUCAUUGCAGCCCUUCAUCAAACACUUGCCGUGCUGUCAGCAAUGGCAUACGCGCUUGCCAAAUCAAGGGUAUCAAGGUUAUGCUAUCAAUUGGCGGAGGCAUUGGAAAUUACUCUAUAGCUUCUGAAGAAGAUGCAAACAUUGUAUCGACUUACUUAUGGAACAAUUUCUUGAGUGGAGAAUCAUCUUCUCGACCACUCGGCGACGCCAUUCUCGACGGCAUUGAUUUUGAUAUCGAGCUCGGAUCAACAAAAUACUGGGAUGUUCUUGUGAGAAAUUUGAAAUCAUACAGUAAAAAUGGCAGAGAAGUGUACAUAACCAGAGCGCCCCAGUGCCCAUUUCCCGACAGGUUUUUGGGGGCUGCUCUUAAUACAACGUUGUUUGACUACGUCUGGAUCCAAUUCUAUAAUAAUCCUCCAUGCCAGUACACUUCUGGGAAUACAGAUAAUUUGAAGAAUUCUUGGGAUCGUUGGACGAAGUCAAUUAAUGCUGGGAAGAUAUUUUUGGGUCUGCCGGCUGCGCCACGUGCCGCUGGAAGUGGUUUCAUUCCGCCAGAGGUUCUGAAGUCGGAGAUUCUUCCGGUGAUAAGUAAAUCGAACAAGUAUGGUGGCGUGAUGCUGUGGUCAAAGUAUUGGGAUGAACAAUCUGGGUACAGUGACUCCAUCAAGAACAGUGUGUGAUUGAAUGAAUCAUAAUUAAUUUUGACUGUUUC